CUUAUUUCGGUGAUUCUUGGCUGUGAUAAAAAUCUUAUUUGAAAAUGGAAGCCCUUCCCGAUGAAAAUACAUUAAAGCCUAUUGAACCUGUGUCUGAUAACAUCGAAGAGCAGUUGGAGAAACUUCGUAACCGAGAAUUACUGCCUGCUAGCGUGCUAAUCGAAUUAUGUGAUAAAGCCAAGGAAAUCAUUCGAAAGGAAGACAAUAUUCAAGUUGUCAGAUGUCCCGUAACAGUGUGUGGGGAUAUCCACGGCCAGUUCUAUGACUUUAUGGAACUCUUCAGAAUUGGUGGCGAUCUUCCUGACACGAACUAUUUGUUUAUGGGUGAUUAUGUUGAUCGUGGUUAUUACUCUCUGGAGACUGCAGCUUUGCUCAUUGCACUGAAGGUUCGAUGGCCUGAUCGCGUGGUGGUCUUGCGUGGAAAUCAUGAAAGCCGUCAGAUCACCCAGGUCUACGGUUUUUACGACGAAUGUGUGCGCAAGUACGGAAAUGCCGAUGUUUGGAAGGCGUUUACCGAUCUUUUCGAUUACCUCCCGAUCACUGCUCUCAUCGAAGGCCGCAUUUUUGCUCUCCAUGGUGGAUUGUCACCAUCAUUAGACACACUGGACCAAGUUCGUAAACUCGAUCGUGUUCGUGAAACUCCCCAUGAAGGAGCGAUCUCCGACUUAGUGUGGUCCGAUCCAGACGAUCGUGUUGGCUAUGGAGUUUCAUCACGAGGCGCUGGUUACACUUUUGGCCGAGACGUAACUACCAAAUUUUGUCAUACCAAUAAUCUGGACUUCAUCUCGCGUGCUCACCAGAUGUGUGAAGCGGGCUAUUUAUGGGGACAUGAUAAUCGUAUCUGUACUAUCUUUUCUGCGCCUAAUUAUUGCUACCGAUGUGGAAACCAGGCAGCGAUUAUGGAGGUGAGUGAAAAUAUGCAAAAGUCCUUUACACAAUUCGACCCGGCACCGCGUGACGAAAAGUUCAAUUUGGUGAGAAAGGUUCCUGAUUAUUUCCUUUAGGCUUUGU
This is a messenger RNA of Blastocystis hominis, 1011 nucleotides long. RefSeq lists its product as hypothetical. Gene Ontology annotation, biological process: mitotic cell cycle; peptidyl-serine dephosphorylation. Bases 45 to 1004 code for a protein of 319 amino acids. The record is from RefSeq and is a predicted model, not a curated record. Gene Ontology annotation, cellular component: cytosol. Gene Ontology annotation, molecular function: protein serine/threonine phosphatase activity. The transcript has 6 exons. NCBI's taxonomy places the organism in Eukaryota, Bigyra, Opalinata, Blastocystidae.